This is a messenger RNA of Lathyrus sativus (Indian pea), 1329 nucleotides long. NCBI's taxonomy places the organism in Eukaryota, Viridiplantae, Streptophyta, Magnoliopsida, Fabales, Fabaceae. The record is from the annotation of a GenBank genome assembly.
AUGGGUUCCGUGAAAGUAAUAUCCACAGCAACAAUCCAAGCACCGAGUCACAACAAUGGCAACUCAACUGAGAUAAUAGAAUUAACACCAUGGGAUCUUCAGUUCCUCCCACUUGAAACCAUCCAAAAAGGUCUUCUUUUUCACCAAUCCACUCUCACAUCGAACCUAAACCAAAUCAACCAUUUGAAACAAACUCUUUCAACUACACUCUCCUUCUUCCCUCCCUUAACAGGCCGUCUCAUAAUCACACAACACAACAACGACGCCUCAUGUUCCAUCAUUUGCAACAACCUCGGAGUUCUCUUCGUUCACGCCAAAGCAGAAAACACAACCGUUUCCGACAUCAUUCAACCCAACUACAUACCUCCCAUUGUUCACUCCUUUUUCUCACUUAACGGCGUUAAAAACCACGAAGCCAUUUCACAGCCAAUUCUAGCCGUCCAAGUAACCGAGUUAAGUAACGGAAUCUUCAUCGCCUUCACUAUCAACCACGCUGUUUCCGACGGCAAGUCGUUUUGGCAUUUCGUCAACUCUUGGUCACAAAUAUCAAAAGGUUCUAAAAAACUAUCCAAACUACCUUCACUUCAACGCUGGUUUCCAAACGACAUUGAACUUCCAAUACGCUUUCCUUUCACUAUAACAGAAACACAAAACAAAAGCGAUUCCAAAAAGUUGCCAGAAAGAAUCUUUCAUUUCUCGAAGGAGAAAAUCUCAGAACUGAAAUCAAAAGCAAACUCAGAAGCCAAAACCCAAACUGAGGUAGUAACUGAAAUAUCUUCGCUUCAAGCGCUACUAUCUCACAUUUGGCGUCGCGUUAUUUGUUGCAAACAACCAGGUCCACAAGAAGAUUUCCGCUAUAUGUUAGUUAUCGGUGCUAGACCUAGGAUGAGUCCACCACUUGAAGAUGAUUACUUUGGAAAUGCUGCUGUAAUUGGUGGUGUGAAUAUGAAAGCUGAGGAAAUUCUAGAGAGUGGAAUAGGAAAAGUUGGUUUGGAGAUGAACAAGAUGAUUAUGUUACAUUCUGAUGAGAAAAUAAGGAAGCUUUAUGAGUGUUGGAUGAGAGUGCCGAGAUUGUUAGAGGUUGGUGGUUUGGCAAGUGGUAAUUCAUUGGCAACAAGUAGUUCUCCAAGGUUUGAUGUCUAUGGUAAUGAUUUUGGUUGGGGGAAGCCUGUGGCGGUUAGAAGUGGGGGUGCGAAUAAGAAUAAUGGGAAGAUUACUGUGUAUGCUGGAGCUGAAGAAGGUAGUAUUGAUAUUGAAGUUUGUCUGUCUUAUGAGAUUUUGGAGGCUUUAGGAAAUGACACUGAGUUUGUUGUUCCCAAUUCUAAGUAA